Messenger RNA from Coregonus clupeaformis (lake whitefish), 1388 nucleotides. RefSeq names its product ras-related protein Rab-3C-like. Gene Ontology annotation, cellular component: plasma membrane; synaptic vesicle; endosome. Gene Ontology annotation, biological process: protein localization to plasma membrane; protein secretion; regulation of exocytosis. Gene Ontology annotation, molecular function: GTPase activity; GTP binding. Bases 174 to 851 code for a protein of 225 amino acids. Lineage: Eukaryota; Metazoa; Chordata; Actinopteri; Salmoniformes; Salmonidae. The record is from RefSeq and is a predicted model, not a curated record. The transcript is spliced from 5 exons.
AGGGACCGAUCGCAGUGAUGCUCAGAACGAGUAGCCAUUAUUGACUUCACAAAUAAUUAAUUUCAGGAAGAAGGUCUUGUAAUAUUGGUCGAGGUUUACAGUUUUCAUUAACAUUUUGCUCAUAUCACAGUACAUUUGGUUUUAUUUAUUUAUUAUUGGGUAGCACAGCCUACAUGGAUUUAUACGGGAAGAUGGCUGCCACUCAGGGGACCACUCAAGGGAAGGAGGGCGGGGACCAGAACUUUGACUACAUGUUCAAGCUGCUGAUCAUUGGGAACAGUAGCGUGGGUAAAACCUCCUUCCUUUUCCGCUACGCUGACGACGCCUUCACCUCAGCCUUCGUCAGCACCGUGGGCAUCGACUUCAAAGUCAAGACUGUCUACAAGAACGACAAGAGGAUCAAACUGCAGAUCUGGGACACGGCGGGACAGGAGCGGUACCGGACCAUCACCACUGCAUACUACCGCGGAGCCAUGGGCUUCAUCCUUAUGUAUGACAUCACCAAUGAGGAGUCCUUCCAUUGUGUGCAGGACUGGUCGACCCAGAUAAAGACCUAUUCGUGGGACAACGCCCAGGUGGUGUUGGCUGGGAACAAAUGUGACAUGCAGGAGGAGAGGGUGGUGGCUGCAGACAGCGGGAGACAACUGGCAGAACAACUGGGUUUUGAGUUCUUUGAGACGAGUGCCAAGGACAACAUCAACGUCAAGCAGACCUUCGAGCGCCUCGUUGACAUCAUCUGUGACAGGAUGUCCGAAAGCCUGGACACUGACACCGCUGUUACUACGGGAACACCCAGCACCAAACUGACAGACAGCGCCCCGCCCCUCCAGCAGCCCGCCUGCAACUGUUAGUGGCUCCUCCCACUUCCUGUGUUGCCAAGAUACCCAGUCCCUUAGAUGUAGUCAGCAUCCCAAAUGACAUCCUAUUCCCUAUAUCAGAGUUUCUUAAACUAUGGGUCGGGACCCAAAGUGGGGCCUGGGCAUGUGAGAGGUGGGUUGCGAGUUAUCAGAAUACUAUAAUCUAUAAUCACACACAAUUUCUUCUUAAUUUGAGUCGUUGGAGGACGAUUUGGGUCAUGGGAGGAUGGUACAUUUUUCAUUUGGGUCUCGAGCUGAAAAGGUUUAAGAACCCCUGCCCUAUAUAAUGCACUACUUUUGAGCAGGGCCCACAUAGUGCUCUUGUCAAAAGUAGUGCACUAUGUAGGGUAUAGGGUGCCAUUUUGGAUACAGACAUAGUUUUAAAGGUACAAUGCAGACAUUUUUUAAAUCUUAAUAUCAUAUAAUUUCUUGGUAACAAUAAAGUACCUUACUGUUAUUGUUUUCAAUUAAAAUGGUAAAAAAGAAACCAAAAUAGCUUCUUAGCAAAGAGCAAUUUCUCAAGCAAGAAAU